Molecule: messenger RNA, 1348 nt
Organism: Daldinia loculata
Lineage: Eukaryota; Fungi; Ascomycota; Sordariomycetes; Xylariales; Hypoxylaceae
Product: alpha/beta-hydrolase
Exons: 2
Coding region: 405-1166 (253 amino acids)
Source: RefSeq, a predicted model, not a curated record
CAGCCACCAGGAUGCUACUAAUUCUACUGCUCCUUAACCCUUUUCGCUCGGCAGCUAAUUCGCUAGUCCACUCUACGCUGCAUAACAUCGCGUAAAUAUCACAGUCCCAAACUACCAGUGAACCGUCUUUGGAACAGAUGCCAUUGGGUGAGGCUUUUUCCCCUAAAAUGCGACCCUCGGGAGUGACAUGUUACAUAGUAGAUCAUUCAUCACAAUUGGACUUAACGAGGGAGUCCUAGUCGUCACGCACAGUGUGUUGAAGCUUUCUAAACAACUACCCCUUAGAUAUCUGUUAAUCGAGGUAUUUAACUUGUAGCCAUUGCCCCCGUAUCCUAUAUCAUAUUUGAACAAGAACAUAUUCAACUACGACUUUAUACUACCAAACCAAUCUAUCAUCACUUGCAAUGGCAUCUCAGAAGCCCGUCAUCGUGCUAAUCCACGGCGCAUUCUUUGCGCCGGUGCACUACCGGAACUUGAUCGAGCCCCUGCGCUCUCAGGGAUAUAUCGUGCUGAGCCCGCCAAUGGCGACAACGGGUAUCGAUGACUCUAUCGCGGGGAAGACUUACGUCGACGACGUCAAGCGUAUUCUCGAGAGUCUUCUUCCCUACUUAGAUGAGGGUAGGGAAGCUGUGGUAGUCGGUCAUAGCCAGGGUGGAAUUGCCGCCAGUGCCUUAACUGAGGGCCAGACCGUUGAAGACCGCAAAGCUAAGGGCCUAAAGGGAGGCAUCAAAUCAGUUAUAUAUCUCACUGCCCUCGCCAUACCGACGAAGGGCGAAAGUUUAAUGAGUAUGCUGGGUGGCACGCCCCCGCCAAUCUAUAAAGCCGAGGGGCCCUUCUACGUCCUUACCGAGUUUGCACUGUCCCCCCAAGAUAGCGAUAUUCCAAUCCCCGAAGAAGAGCAGAAAGCACUGGCGAGGAGCUUGGUGCAUCAGAGCAAGGCGAGCAUAGAAGCUCCCGUUCAAUUCACCGCGGCCGACGUCACUGUCCCCAAGACGUACAUCGUCUGCACCGAGGACAAAUCUUUACCCGCUUCUCUUCAGGAGCAACUCGCCCAAGCGACCGGGUGUAACAUUGUUAAGCUCCCAGUCACCCACUUCCCCUUCCUGGAGAGCCUUGAUAGUGCGAUGAAGGUUGUUGAUGUCAUCGUGGACGUCGCUGGGAAGUGAUGAGGAUCAGUUAGCCGAAUAAAGUACAUAGUGAACUACUUUAAGGAGCCAGUAGCUCCGUCUCCCAGCUCAACCCUUUGUAUAGUAACUCUUGUAUAAUAAACUCAGAACCUCAAAGAGAGUGGGGGCACCAAAUAUGUAAAUAAUUAUAAAUUUCCCCGUAUAUUUGUACAUGUUCAGCC